This is a messenger RNA of Durusdinium trenchii, 1272 nucleotides long. Lineage: Eukaryota; Dinophyceae; Suessiales; Symbiodiniaceae. The record is from the annotation of a GenBank genome assembly.
CACGAGGUGCGUUCAACAUGGAUGUAGUACCUGUCGCUAGUACCUGUCGCCUGAUGGUUGUGCGACCAUUUGCCAAGUUUAGCUCAUGGUUUCCGAUUUCAGCGUGUUUCGCGUCCUUUUUGUGCCUCAUUCGCUGCAGAAGGUCUCAAGCAUGAGUGUUUCGACUGUGUACGAUGAUGUUGUUGCCUCGGUUUUCGAAGAACACGACGCCACGGAAGAUCCUUACUUCCUUGACGUAGAUGGAAGCGAAGCAUGUGAGGAUGCACCAGCUGAGGAUGGAGAGCCUGAUGAGCAAGAAGAGCGACAGCCACAGAGGAUCGAAGAAGCUCCUGAGGAGCAAGAUGGUGAACACCACCAGGAUAGAGAAGAAGAAGAAGCUUCGAACGAAGAAGAAAAAAAGAUAGUAGCUUUAGCAAAGAAGCAUCGACCAAGGGCCAUCGUGAAGCAUCGGCCCAAGCGUCGGCCCAAACGUCCUCGUGAAGCAUCGGACGUUCAACUCUCGGAGGAAGAGACAGCUGUGGCCCUUCGGCGGCAGAUCGAAUACUACUUCAGCGACGAGAACCUGAAAAGAGAUAGCUUUUUCCAUGAAAAGAUCUCCGCCAACGCAGAAGGUUGGCUCGAUAGCUCCUGGAUUUUGGGGUGUAAACGGGUGAAGAAAUUGGGAGUGACAGCUGACAGUGAAAUCGAAGCAGCGCUUCAGGAGUCUGAGUUGGAAACACAGUGGAUAUCUGGAGAUGGUGAUGAGAGCCCAAAGAUGCUUCAGGUGCGGAGGGAGUUGGGGAAAGCAUUACCAGAGUUGGGUCCUGUGCCUGUUCGUUGUCUCCGCCCUGGCUGGCUCGCCCAGAAGAUUGAAGGGCAAAGGCAGAGCAAAGAAGUGGAUGCUGCGGCUGCAAUGGAAUCUCAUCCCGAACCCGCUCCGGUCAAAGUACCUGCGGUUGGUGAGCUGGUGAAACUCAUUGCAGGAGAGCACUCAGGACAAGAUGGUCAGGUGUUGGCAAUCGAUGGAGAGGAAUUGACUCUUUUGGUUGGUGGUGCGGAUGUGGUGAUCGCAUCGGUGCGUGAGAUUCAGCAGAGCACCUGAAGGCGAGGUCGAGGCGACGGCAAAGUCCGCAGAGGCGAAGCGAGGAAGAGCACCGUUGGACCAAGUCUUCGUGCAGCAGUGAAGAAGUGCAUUCAUGAUUCGAUGGUUUGUGUAAGACGUGAAGGAUUUGACGUGCCAAAGAUUGCGCGUCAUCCAAAGAAGGAUACACCGUUUCCUCGGGGGAGUCAAAA